Messenger RNA from Penicillium canariense, 720 nucleotides. RefSeq lists its product as uncharacterized. The transcript has 6 exons. Gene Ontology annotation, molecular function: GTPase activity; GDP binding; GTP binding. Gene Ontology annotation, biological process: signal transduction. NCBI's taxonomy places the organism in Eukaryota, Fungi, Ascomycota, Eurotiomycetes, Eurotiales, Aspergillaceae. The record is from RefSeq and is a predicted model, not a curated record. The coding region runs from base 1 to 720 and encodes 239 amino acids. Gene Ontology annotation, cellular component: plasma membrane.
AUGCGGCCCCAACGUGAAUAUCAUAUUGUUGUGCUGGGAGCAGGUGGAGUCGGAAAGAGUUGUUUGACUGGUAUCCAUCCCUCGGUGUUCCCGGCUGCGCUUUUGCGGAUGAAGGGUAUCUUGCGACCCAAUUCAGACACUGAUCAAUUCACAGCUCAAUUCGUCCAGAAUGUCUGGAUCGAAAGCUACGACCCGACCAUCGAGGACUCAUACCGUAAACAGAUCGAGGUAGAUGGCAGACAAUGCAUACUCGAGAUUCUUGACACCGCUGGAACGGAACAAUUCACGGCCAUGAGAGAACUGUACAUGAAGCAAGGCCAAGGCUUCCUCCUCGUCUUCUCCAUCACCAGCAUGUCCUCCUUAAACGAACUCUCUGAACUCCGGGAACAAAUCAUCCGGAUCAAAGACGACGAGAAAGUUCCCCUCGUAAUCGUCGGCAACAAAUCCGACCUCGAGGAAGACCGUGCCGUGCCUCGUGCCCGCGCCUUUGGGCUGUCUCAAAACUGGGGCAAUGCCCCUUACUACGAGACCUCUGCCCGGCGCCGCGCGAACGUGAACGAAGUCUUCGUCGACCUCUGCCGCCAGAUCAUCCGCAAGGACCUCCAAGGGUCCAGCGGUAACAGCGACAAUUCCCGCAAGCGCGAGGGCCCGAACCGCUCCGACCGGAAGAAAGACAAUAGAACACAGGGCCGCCGACGCUCUCCAUGUGUCAUCCUUUGA